Molecule: messenger RNA, 3996 nt
Organism: Nannospalax galili (Upper Galilee mountains blind mole rat)
Lineage: Eukaryota; Metazoa; Chordata; Mammalia; Rodentia; Spalacidae
Gene: Fastkd1
Product: FAST kinase domains 1
Exons: 14
Coding region: 1008-3503 (831 amino acids)
Biological process (GO): regulation of mitochondrial mRNA stability; mitochondrial RNA processing
Cellular component (GO): ribonucleoprotein granule; mitochondrial matrix
Molecular function (GO): RNA binding
Source: RefSeq, a predicted model, not a curated record
UGUGUAGUGAGAGCUCUUUCCGGUGCACGCUGGUUUUGGACCUCCGGUUUUCGGCUCUUGAGGAAAGAUGUUGUUUUUCCCGGAAAGGCUAAGUAGCCUGGGACAAGAGGGGUGAGCGGGAGAAGUGAGCCUACUGCCGCCGCUGUGGGGACCAGACUUCUGAGAGGGCCAGAGCAGCCCUCCGUGAUCCACUGGAAAGUCCGUGGCGUGUAGGAAGAACUCACCGGCAAGUCGGGGCAGGGGGCGUCGGCUUCUCUUUCCCCACCCCGCACAUUUCCGGGCCGGACAGACGGUGCAGUUUAGAAACCAAGCCUUCUUUGCGGGUGUUGGGCUCUCUUCAGGGGGCAGCCGGAGCCCAUUGCCAACCCGGCUCGUGGAGGCCGCGUUCGCUUUGGGUUAGCCCUCCUGAGUGCCAGAUGCCAAGGACCCCUGUCACCUGCGACCUCCACGUGCCCGCGCACCACCUCCUGUACCUGUCGGUCACAUGCCCAAGGCCCCUCCUUUAGUUGUUUGUUUCCUCAAGGUCACUGCGAAGGCCGACCUAGGGAUGUAAUUUAAAAUUGUAAUUUAUUGUAGUCUUUGAGAGGUUGGGUCUACAAACAAGCAAGCAAAUACCCUAAAAGACAGUUGUGUUUUUUUUUUUUUUUAUCUUCAAAUUCGAAAGCAUUUUUAGUUGGAUACAGGAAGCUACCUCUUUUUUGGACUUUUCUCCAAAUCCUGCUAUCUGGUUCAGACUAAAAGUCUGUGGUUGAUGCCAAAAGAGAAAAAAAAGUUACUUGAAAUUUUAAUUUUGGAAAUUGAUAUUAAUGAAGUAAGAAUAACCAUGGUAAACCAGCUCUAAGAUAUUUUAUUUAGAGCCAUCAAGAUGGAAACAAAACACAUGAAGGAAAGCCAGUUAUUUUUAUACCAGCAUAUUACACCCGACUACUAGUUGCAGAUGGAUUUCUUUACCAAAGAAAAAUUGUGAUAUAAAGGGAAAAAAGUUUGGAGACUCAUCGGCUAUAAAUAUGUUCCGUCUAAGAGGCAUCUUAGUCUCUAGGAGAGUGUUUCAGUUACGGCCCUUCAGUUAUGAAUCGUUUAUUAUUCAGAUGAAUAACUGUGCGGACGAAAAGCAAGUGUUUGAUCUUCUUGAAAGGAACAAAGAUACACUUUCAGAAAAGCAAGUGGGAUGUGCACUUAACGCACUUCAGCAGAUUCGGAUGCAGAAGAUCAGCUUGAUAAGAAACAGUGCUCCGGUCAAAGACCAUCCCCAGUUCCUCAGGCUUUGUAAGGCUGCUGCAAAUCGCAUCAAUUCUAUGAACAAUGACACCCUGGUGAAUGUGUUAUACAUCAUAAGACAGUUUGCUGUUGAGGCCCAUGACCCAGUAGUUGAAGCACUAGUUUCGGAAGCAUGGAAAAGACUAAAAAGGUUUGAUAUUAAUGCGCUGUCAACAUUUUCCACUUGCCUAGCUGAUCAGCGUUUGCAGUUUAGUCCAUUAAUGGGAGAAAUAGCUGAUAUUGUAAAUAAGAACUUGGAAACCAUACAGGACUUAAGGGCCUUGUCUGUCUUGAUGGUCAGCAUAUCUUCUUUAAUAUCACAAGAUUUCCAGGAACGACUAGUGAACAAAACGGAAUUUCUUUUUGACACUGUAGACUCUUCCAAGGUCAACAUUGCAAGAAGGGUAGUACUGUUUCUUCGAAAUGUUAAAUAUAGCUAUUUCCCACUGUUAGAAAAGUGUAAUCAAGUGUUGAUAAGCAAUGUGAACCAUCUUGAUUUGGAUUCCAUUAGUAAAAUACUUAGCCUGUAUCAGUCUCUACAAUUCCAUAGUUUUGAAUUUAUUGAAGUGGCUAAAAGGAGGCUAACUGAGAUGGUUCCUCUCUCUGAUCACCCUGCAAGCUUUGUGAGAUUGUUUGUCACAUUAGGACCAAUGGCAGGACCUGAAGAAAAGAAAUGGCUUAAAUCAACUAUAUUGUUAAUGUCAGAGGAGCUGACCAGCCAGCAAACCCUAGCAGUGUUGGAAACUUUGGAGAAUAUGGAAAGCAGAAACUCACAUUUGAUUGCAAAAAUUGCUUCAGUUCUGCAUAAACAUUUGGAUAACUAUAAACCAGUAGAUCUUCUAAAGAUAACUCAAGCAUUGAUUUUUCUACGUUUCCAAAGUAAAGAGUUUUUUGUGAAACUCAGAAAAUUACUUCUUAGUCAUUUGGAAGUUAGCUUCAUGCCAAGUGAGAUUUCCAGCCUGGUCUGUGCUCUUUGCAUACUUCCUUUUCCUGACCUUAAUGAUAUGGUAGUGUCCCGAAUUGAAGAAGUUUUACCACAGUGCAACCUCAAGGAACUGAAUGUGUUUGCUGCCUCGCUUUUAAGGUGGAUUCAGUAUGGUCAUAUGUGUUUGGGCACUACUACUGAAAAGCAACUGAAACUACUACAAACACUAGAUCACUAUGGUCAUCAACGGUUACAGCAAAGCAACAGUUUGGAUCUAUUAUGGGACGAAUUUAAAUCUUUAAGAGGAGACUGGUUUCAUGAAUCGCUUGUAGAAGAAUCAGUUGCUAUUUUACAGAGUUUUGUGGAUGAAAUCAGUUACAUCAACGUUGCAAAGAUCGCAUCUUUUCUUUCUAGAACUAACUACCUCAGUACUCUGCUACUUGAUAGGAUAGCUUCAGUGGUUGUUCAACAGAUUGAAAAGAUCCAUCCUUUGUCAGUCUUUGCUAUUACUCUUCCAUUCAGCAAUUUGAACUAUGAUCCUCCUCAAAGGGAUGAAUUUUUUGGAGCAUGCAUGCAGUGCCUUAAUUCUUAUGUAGGUACUUUGGAUCCUCUUAAGUUAGUGUUUCUUGCUUUUUCUUUCGCUACAAUUGAAUAUUUUCCAGAAGAUCUGCUAAAGAAAAUUUUUAACAUUGAAUUCUUAGCCAAAUUAGAUUCGCAACUUGAAAUUUUAUCUUCAUCUCUACGUAAAAGUGUCCUGUUUCGUUUUAUGGAGUUAAAUAGAGCAGUCUGCUUGGAGUGCCCUGAGUUUCAAAUUCCAUGGUUUCAUGACCGAUUUUGUCAACAACAGUAUAAUAAAGAUGCUGGGAUUAUGAAUGAAGCAAAACAACAGAUUUACAAAAUGUUAGCAGAGGUCCUAGGAGGAGUGAAUUACGUAAAAGCUUCUGCUUUUUCGCCUUAUUACUACAGAGUAGAUUUUGAAUGUAUUUUGGAUAAACGAAAAAAACCUCUUCCUUAUGGAGGCCAUAGCAUAACUUUGGGGAAAACAUCGGGAAUGGACUGGGAAUUAAAUACUCAAAGAGUUAAAGCAAGCCUUCCGCCGGGAGCCGAGAGGAUUGCUUUUGAAUUUUUGGAUUUAAAAGCCUUUUGUAUAAACCUCCCUCAUUUAAAGGGAAAAUCUGCUAUGAAAAAACGACACUUGGAAAUUUUGGGCUAUCAUGUGAUUCAGGUCCCUUAUUUUGAAUGGAACUCUAUGACAAUGUCAACAAAGGCUGCUCGGCUGGACUACCUGAAGGAACGUAUAUUUGGAGAAGGCAAAUCAUGAUUGUAGUUUUCAUUUAAAAUGAGUAUGGUAUGCAAAUACAUCUGUAUUUGCUUUAAUUAAGUGGCCUAAACUCAAUUUAAAGAUAGGGCUGGAGAGCUGGCUCAGAGGUCAAGAGCAUUUGCUGCUCUUACAGAGAACCUCCACACCCACAUAGCAGCUGACACCCUUCUGGCCUCUGACACCAGGCAUACACGUACCUGUGGGCAGAACACUCAUGCACAUAAAAAAUAAAUCUUUAAUAAUAAGUGUAAAUAUUCUGAAGUGGGAACAUACCUGAUAUAUUUGAGAAUAACAUGCUUAUUAAUAACAUGGUUGGAACAAACAAGUGGGAAGUGGGUUGGGAGUAGAAUAAAAGGUGAGUGGUAACAGUCAAAUUGUAUGGCCUUAGCCGGGCGUGGUGGUGCACGCCUGUAGUCCCAGCACUUGGGAGGCAGAGGCAUGUGGAUCUCUAUGAGUUUAGGCCUGCCUCCAGGCCAGCUGGGGCUACAGGGAG